AUGAAAGCACCAGCCUUGCUGUUGUUUUUACUGUCAGCAUGUGCCGCAUCGCCGCCGACGAGGGAAGCCGGGGGUGUACAAGUAACCGUGACAAUUGUGUCUCUGAUGUACAGUAAAAACUGGCCUGCUGAGUACAUCAACGCUGUCAAUGCUGGUUUUAACGCAUCCCUGGCCGCGCGGAACUGGGUGGUAGCGCCUGGGGUUAAUGUUUCGGUAGUUCCACCCCCGUCGUACGACACCCCAGCAUAUCAGCACCUGGAGAAGUACUUAGAAAAUGUAAAGGACGAUAACAGCAGUAUGGUGGUUGUGUUGGGUCCCAUGGGCGAAGAGAGCAGCUUUGCCUCGUAUGAUACCCUGAAGAAACACGGUCUUGUCGGAUUCGCUCCUAUGACUGGGGCUGCGGGUUUUGAGACUUACCUUCCACACCUCUAUUUUCUUCGCCCUGGUUUUACGGGUGAACUCAUAGCCCUUAUCCGUUAUGCCGUGACUUACCUGCGCGUUCUCCGGUUGGGGUUUACCUACCUUGAAGGUAUGAUGGGGGGUACUACCACAUACGAGAAUGCUGUGGACUUUUUGUCACGCAUGGGAUACACGUUUUGUUGUAUUUUCACAGUGCACGGGACAGCCGAAAGGCGGACGGUAACAGGUAGGGAGUUCGAUGUGGCAUGGAACGAGUUUGCCGGGAAACUUCCACAGGCUGUUAUUGUUGUUGCUACUGUAAAUGAUGAAAUAAAGAAUUUUGUCAAGAACCUUGUGGCUGAUCCACGCACCGCGGAUGCGUACCUGUUGGCUCCCUCACUAAUGCAGAAGUCGAUCGUGACAGUAUGGAAGGAGGCAUUGGAAGCUGCAAAUGCCACUUUUGUCCCUCGUCGCGUAAUCCAGACAGGCACCAACCCACUUGCCAACGACACAGACAGUCGUGCCAUUAGUCGCUUUCAAGGUGAGAUGCGGGAUUAUCUUACGGCAUAUGGGGAAUGGGCCGGUGUCGACGACGCAGAGUGCUUCCUCAAGGACGACGCAGAGGGAGAACUGAUGGUUGCUGGUUGGCUCGCUGGAGAGGUGCUAUCGCAAGCUCUACGGAGCCAUGGAUGGAUGAACAAUCGCACAGCUUUCAUGGAGUCGCUCUACGAGCAACGCCGUUACGUCGUUGACAACAUCGUUAUUGGUGACUUUGGAGGUAGUUGUGAGGACAAUUCUACUGAUAGCGGUGCCAUCUGCCAGUGCAACCGCGGCGGUAGGAAGGUAUACAUGAAGGAGAUUGCAGAGGGCUACCGACUAAGACCGCUUGUUGGCGGCUACAUCGUACAGUCCCAACUGGAGUGUAAUAGUGAUCCUGCAAUCCUGCAGCCGCCGCUCAGCGGACUCGCCAUCCUCAUAAAUGAUCGCCAGGAGCUUACGAGGGCUGUGAAACAGUUUAAAAUUGGCACGUCUGCCGUAUCUGCAGAUGGCGAAGACGAUGACGUGGACAGGCUUGUCAUUCAGGUAUUUGACACAAAGGCGCAUACCGCUUUCGACGAUCUCAAGGCGCUGCAACAGAGGAAAAUUUUAACUGCUUUGUUCGGUGUCGUAACUGAGUCGUUGUUAGAACUCUCAAACGUGACAUUCAUUGACCCAAUGGUGCCAACGCCUCAUUUAAACACUUUCAACAGGAAUGUGAUCCGCCUGUCGCCAACAUUGGAGCAGCAGCUUUAUGUACAUGCGACCUACCUGUCUAGCAUCCGUGCUGUUAAUGUCCACUGUAUUGUCAGAAGCAACGAAGCGGCUCGCAUCAUCGACGUGCUUAGGAAGACGUUGAUUACCUUUGGUCUGAAUCUCAGUUCCACAAAAGUAUUGGAGGCCAGGACCACGAUUAGGGGGAAUCUACCGACAAGGGGCAGUGUAUUUCUCAUUGGGCUCGUCGGCACUGACAUUGCGGCAAUUGAAGAACACCUCCGCACACACGAGAGGACUCUUAUAUUUGUCCAGUAUUCUGACAUCGCGUUGCUAUACAAUGAGUUUGUGCAAACAUUUAACAACACUCAUACUGCCGAACGUCUUGUGUUCGCAACAAGUUUACCGCACUGGGCAGACGCCAACACGACAUCGGAGACUGUGCGACGGUUCCAGGACGUUAUAUCUGAUGUGGCGCUACGGACACCGCUGUCACUGUUGGGUUUUGCCACUGGCAGGUUGAUGCAGAGGAACUUGCAGCGUAUGCCCAAGGUGACCCCUGAACUCCUGUCCGACCUCUUCUUCGAAGAAACAGUGAUCACUGUCGACGACAUGCGCUAUGGACCAUUCAGGCACUACGAUUGCGUAAUCAACGAUGUCGUUACCGAGGAUAAUUGUAUAACAAAUUUUGGUGCGGCGGACAUCAGUGUGUGGUCGAUGGCGCGUGCGCUACGACCACAUGAGCCAGUACUGCAGGAAGCGAUGUUUCCGUCGAUGAAGUAUAACGUUCCUAAUGGUAACGCCCUCACCCCCGCACAACUUGCUGGCGUAAUCGGUGGGACCUCGGCAGCCCUGUUCCUCCUUUUGGGGCUUGGCGUGCUAUUGUACUUCGUCCUUCGCGAUGGUCGCGACAACGACAACGCGCCCAAGGAACCAACAGACCCGGUGACGCUCAUCUUCACCGAUGUCGAGAGUAGCACUGCGCUGUGGGCUGCUCACCCCGAACUGAUGCCGGAGGCCGUCGCAGCUCACCACAGCAUGAUCCGCUCGCUGAUUUCCCGUCACGGAUGCUACGAGGUGAAGACGGUUGGGGAUUCGUUCAUGAUAGCCUGCAAGAGCCCAACAACCGCAGUCAAGCUUGUGCUCGACUUACAGGUGAUGUUCAUGCAGUACGACUGGGGCUCUUCUGUGUUCGACGAUUCGUACCGCGAGUUUGAGUUGCGUAAGGCGGAUGAUGUCGACGGUUACGCCCCACCAACCGCGCUCCUUGACAGCGCAACGUACGGGCAGUACUGGAACGGGCUGCGAGUGCGAGUUGGUGUGCACACCGGGUUGUGUGAUAUUAGACAUGAUGAAGUGACGAAGGGUUACGAUUAUUACGGGCAGGUUCCCAACCUUGCUGCGCGGACGGAAAAUGUGACGAACGGCGGGCAGGUGCUGCUAACGCACGCGAUGUACCUUGCACUCAGCACCGCAGAACGUGAGGAAUUUGACGUGACCCCAUUGGGUGAAGUACCGUUGCGUGGUGUGCCGGAGCCUGUUGUAAUGUACCAGCUGAACGCCGUUCCCGGCCGCUCUUUUUCUGCACUUCGUUUGGACCGAGUUAUUGACGUGCUGGAGGAAGGCGGGGACGGCACAGGCACUUCUGGUAGCGACCGCGCGUCAACAGUCAUCGAGCUGAGUGAAUCUGCGCAAGCGAUUGCUUCUUCCCUGCUGUCUCUACUGGGGACCCUGACACCCGCACAACGCCACAGGACGCUUAUGCUCUUCUGUGAACGCUGGCGCGUCGCACUUCCUCGUAGCUUGGGCGCCGUAUGGGACGAUGACGGCUGUCGUGAGGUUAUACGGCGCGUCGCCGCAAAGGUUGGUCACGUUGUAGAUUUUCAUUCACUGGGAACGAGUGAGCGCUCGUCAAGCACGUUGUCAAGCGCAUCGGUAAUUAUUAUCCCCAAUCGGACCACGGAUUUUGAUAAGUUUUAA
Trypanosoma brucei brucei TREU927 is the source of this 3630-nucleotide messenger RNA. Its product is annotated as receptor-type adenylate cyclase GRESAG 4, putative. The transcript has a single exon. Lineage: Eukaryota; Euglenozoa; Kinetoplastea; Trypanosomatida; Trypanosomatidae. The coding region runs from base 1 to 3630 and encodes 1209 amino acids. Gene Ontology annotation, biological process: intracellular signal transduction; cyclic nucleotide biosynthetic process. The record is from RefSeq and is a predicted model, not a curated record.